This is a messenger RNA of Macroventuria anomochaeta, 970 nucleotides long. RefSeq lists its product as uncharacterized. The coding region runs from base 85 to 711 and encodes 208 amino acids. Lineage: Eukaryota; Fungi; Ascomycota; Dothideomycetes; Pleosporales; Didymellaceae. The transcript has a single exon. The record is from RefSeq and is a predicted model, not a curated record.
GGCUGCAUUUCUGCCUCAUCUACGCGAGGUACGGAUACAUGUAGUACUCAAGGAUCCUCUCCGAAUCCUUUUUCUGCGCCCAUUAUGGUUUUUGGGCUCAUAUCGUUGGCGGCUACGGUGCCCAUGGUAGCAACCUCAGUCCUGAGCCUCCAAAGUCAAGCCGAGAACACGAAGAGUCAUGGACUCGAUGCAGAAUGGAAGACCGACAAAAGUCAUAUGAAGUGUCGGCCCUCAGCAAGAACGCCAGAAAAACGUAAGGAGCUGUUCAAGGGCAGCAAAGUCGUGCUUCGCGACGGGAGAUUGUACGUGCAACUGUCGUCCUACAAAGGCGAGCCUUUGCACCCUUUCGCGGGUUACUUCCUACCGUACCCGGACUCCAACUUUGAAGGACUGGUCUCAACAAUCUCAGACGAGCCACCGCAGCUGAACUGGAUAUACCUGGAUACCGGUUCGAAGAUUUUUCAAAUCAGCCACGGCCUGCGCGCAGAAGCGGAGCGAGGGCUGACUGGCCCAUGGGGCGGACGCGUGUGUUCAGAUGGAGAGAUACGUUUCCUCAUGGAGAACUGGGAGGGCUUCAUCACUGUUGAGACCGAAGAACCGGGAUUGUGGAGUCUGUGUUUUGACCGUUAUGACGACGGGCUGAAGGGGAAACUGGGUGAAGACCAGAGGACCGUAGAGGUGGAACUAGUUCGCGAGGCAAUCGACGAGUGAGACACAGGUACUGCCAGUGUCCUCAUUCCCAUACCGGAGUCGUUAUGAAGAGCAGCCCCAUCAGAUGUUGCGCAGAGGCGUGGCUCUACCGAGGCGUUGUGGUGCAAUGUUGUCACAGCAUUGAGAAGAGAGGUCGCGUUGUGCAAACGCCGGCGGCCUUGGGAAGGAAUCAAGAGCUUCAACAGAACACAGGCACGUAAAGGAUGUAAUUAGAAGCAACGCAGCGCGAUCUUCAAAGAAUACAGCGAAACAACGGGCU